Scophthalmus maximus (turbot) is the source of this 755-nucleotide messenger RNA. RefSeq names its product lin-52 DREAM MuvB core complex component (gene lin52). NCBI's taxonomy places the organism in Eukaryota, Metazoa, Chordata, Actinopteri, Pleuronectiformes, Scophthalmidae. Gene Ontology annotation, biological process: regulation of DNA-templated transcription. The transcript is spliced from 6 exons. Gene Ontology annotation, cellular component: DRM complex. The record is from RefSeq and is a predicted model, not a curated record. Bases 63 to 401 code for a protein of 112 amino acids.
CGCGUCAAUUUCGACUGCGGCUCCACUGAUUGGACGUCGUUCGUCACGUGCUCAUUCUGAAGAUGGCGUCUCCGAAUGGAGGUGACGACUUUGAGUCGUCUUUGCUGAGUUUUGAGAAGUUGGACAGAGCGUCACCAGACCUGUGGCCCGAACAGCUGCCCGGAGUUGCAGAAUUUGCAGCAUCUUGUAAAAACCCCAUCACUAAUUCACCUCCCAAGUGGAUGGCUGAACUAGAGAGUGAGGACAUCGAAAUGUUGAAAGAGCUGGGGAGUCUGACCACAGCAAACCUGAUGGAGAAGGUCAAAGGUCUUCAGAACCUCGCUUACCAGCUGGGCUUAGAGGAGUCAAGGGAAAUGACCAGGGGCAAAUUCCUGAACAUCUUGGAGAGACCCAAGAAGUGAGAAAACGGUUUUGUGACGAGAGAUUUUUGUGAUUUCAAACAGAAUCUGAUCUAUGUGUGUUUUGCAAUAUAGUCUGAAAAUGUUCAGACCUUCACGACAAAGACUUUCAAAUGUUGAGCUGCAGCUAAAUGCUGAGGACGUUUCUCUCCAAACUCCUCAGUGCACUUGUUGUCCUCUAGAUAGUUGCCUUUGCUUGUAUGGAAACUUCAAAUGAUUUACUACUCUUCACAGAAUUCCUCCUUGACUGAGUUAAAUGUUCUCUAUUUAUUCUUAUUUCUAUUUUAAACAUGAUUUCCUUUUGUUUUCUUUUUUUUGCAAGUUGUGAGGUUGUUUAAUAAAGUUUUAAAAUGAAAA